CAGUCAGUCACCGCUCCCCGUCUGUCUGCGUAUCAUCUAUCUGGCAUCUGACUCCAGCUGGAAUGCUCCCGUCUCUUGCUCCUGCUCAGCCGGCAGCCACUGUGAGGGGUCUCCCUCCGUCUCGCUCACGAUCUUCUCCAGCUCACGCCGCCGCCUGUUGCGGGUCUGACGGAUCCUAUACUCCUUUAUCCUCGACCGCUGCCGCAUCGUCAGCCUCACGGCACGACCACCAACACUCGCACUCGCCUCGCCGUCUGUCUCCUCGCCGUCCUCAUCCCAUGUGCUCGCGUCAUCGUCUUCUUGGGUGCUGUCGCUCUCUCCCUCUCUGUGCCGCCUCUCCUCGAUAUUGCGUGACUCUUUCCUUGUCCAGAUGGGCGGCAGCUGCUCGGCCAUCGUGACACGGGCCUCAUCCAGCGGUGUCUCGGGGUAGAGGCCCUCGGUCGGAGGGGUGGGGGUGGGGGUCACAUCCGCAGUCGCUGCUGUUGUGUGGUCGGGCAUGAACAGGUGGAAGGCCUGGCUCUCCUCAGAGGGUCGCCUCCCUGCCCUCCUGCCGCCCCUCCUCCGGCCACCAGCGACCAUGACGGUGCUCCCCGCAGCCUGCGUGUCGCCACCUGUGGGGGCAGUGUUGGCGUUGUCCGCCUCAUUCGCAUAGCGAACCGUCACCAGCUGCGGGAAGAACCCCUCGAUCGGCGGCGGCUGUCCCAAUGCUGGCUGAGCAUCGUGUGUGACAGCGGAUGGUGACUGGCCUCGGCUUCUCUCAGUCUCGGUGUGUCUGGGGACGUCUUCGUGUGUGGCCUUGGGGUGCUGAUGUUGCUGCGAGGAGGGCUGUUCGGGUGAGGGGUGAGGGCGGGGCUGUUUAUGCAGCAGUAGCUCCAGUGUGGCCUCAUUGAUGCCAACGGAGUGCAGCCGCUCGCUGAGGAACGUUGCCCGCUCCUCAAUCGUCGGCAGAGUCUUCCACGCAUCCCACCACAAGUUGACGGCCUUGACGCCUGCACCCACACGCGGAUACGCAGCCCAUUUCAAUGUGGCCUGAUUGUCCGUUGGCCCGCGGCUGCUUACCUUUUUUGCUGAGGUAUCGAUGUCUCAUGAUGCUGUUCCCGAGCGGCUGCUGCGUGCCGUGGUGCACCGACAUGGCCGUGUGGCACAGGAUGGCCACUGUGUGUGUAGAUGAGUGGCCCAGGGGGAUGGUCAGAGCCACGUCCAGCAGAUAGCCGUCGUAGUCGUGACAACACCGCACAUAGCUGCCCAGACCCAGCAACUCAAGAGCUGACCACGGGGAGAGGAGCAUCGUCCGCCACUCUUCGUGUGGUUCUCUCUCUCUCUCUCUCUCUGUCUGUGUGUGUGUGUGUGUGUGUCUUUGUACCUUGUGCGACGUCUUCGGCGAAUCGUUGUGGAAACUCGAUCAUCUGCAGAUCCCAAAAAUCGCCGCGGACGUAGUUCUUCCACCGCUCAAGGGCCGUAGAGUUGAGUGACGUCACAGCUGACAAAAGCACACACGACCGACACACAGACACACCUGUGACCUGUGUGUCGUGUGUGCGUGAGUGAGAGCCCGCCCACAUACCUACCGAGGGAUAGGUCACUGAGUGCGGGGAAGAGCAGGGCGCACCGGGGGUCGCCGGCCAGCUGUGACGGCUGGAUGAGGGACAGCAGAGUCUCCCAGAACUGACGGUCGUAGUAGCGGGCAACCGCAUAGGCCCAGCAGAUGUCACACACACCGUGCGCAGUGUGCUGCUUGAGCCGCUCAAGGAUGUCCACUUGAAAGACGGAGAAGAUCUUGUCACCCGCACGGACCGUCGCUGCAUACAAACAUACGAUAGAUACACCCAGCAAGCAAACACACGUCACACAUGUGUUCGUGCGCCACAUCGGUGUGCGCACAUUUCUGACCGAAUGCGAGCAGCAGUCUGGCGAUCUGGUCAGCCGAGAAGUCGUUGGCCAGGUUGAGUGCCGCCUGCUGCAGCACGCCGUAAAGCUGAGGGGACCCGCUGCGCACCGUCGAAUACGCCGUCGCCUGCAAUGAGUUCGUCGAAGGGCCAUUGGUGCCAUAUAUUCUUCGCCCUCGACAUCAUUCUGACCGUGGAGGUGAUGUCGAGGGCUUCGAAUCUGUUGAUUGUCUUGACAAUCGUCCCUGAUAGAUGCACAUAGAUACCCGAUAGGAGGUGCCCACACCUCACCUUCGACACUCUCACCUUCCACAACAUCGAAGAAGGACGUAUCAACUCGCCACUGAUCGUCCUGAAAGGGAAGAACACAUUUCACUGCUGCCCCCCUGCCAGCAUGUCUGCUGCCCGAGGGUACCAGUGUCCUUCCCAGCGUGUUUGCGAACGCCAGCAGUGUGUUGGAGAGCCCCUGUGGGGUCAUCUUCGGAUGCAGUUUGAGCGCCCGCUCCCUCAGGGCGUACCACAAAGGCGCGCUGCCAAUGUCCACACGGCUGAAGCACGGCCGGCACAGCACACGUGUUCCAUUACCGGAGAAAAGCGUGUUUCCGUGAUGUGUUGUUACCUGUAUGCCCACACGAGCAGCGCGACUUCUUGCGCGUUGCAGAAGUGGAUGUCCUUCAGCACCUUGGCUGCACGGUGGGAGGGCACAUUCCAUUCACAACAAACACAUCGAUAUGGAGAUGAAAGAAGAGCUGUCUGCCGACUAACCCUCGGCCUUUUCGAAGAGCUCCACGUUGCUGCCGGGCUGAACGACAGCGAAAAGAGGCCAGCCAUGCCAUACGUAUGGGGGCUUGCUCAGCUCAGGCGCUCACUCCACUCACCUGCCUCUUUGCCACGGCCCACAGGAUGCGCACCACCCCUACAAACACACCCUCCGUAUGCAGUGAGUGCAUGUGUACAUGUGUGUGCUCAUAUGUGUGCUGCACGUGCGCACGUGUACAUGUGAUUUGCGCCUCGUCCAUGACGCCCGGCUCCAGGUACCUCCUGGCCACCUCGUCAUAGAAACUGUCCGGCGCCGCGUUCUCCAGCCGACAGUAGGACGACACUACCAGUGAGAGCUGUUCUGCAUGAGAAGACAUAGACACACGUGGACAUUCGUAUCUCCACCCAUCCAUCCAUCCAUCUGUGGAGCUAGGUAGCUUGGCUAACUUGGUGUGAAGGUGCUGAGCUGCUCCAUGACAUAAGGGACGGCAUCUGCACGCACACAAUGCAAUGCAAUGCAAUCCAGCACCUACCCACAAUCGGCAGCCACCCACUCGCUCCUAUCCACCCGCCCCACCUUGCAGGAACUGUCUGGGCAUGAACUUGCUCUUGGAGAAGCUCUCACACAGCGACGCCAUGCUGCGGCAGUCCAGCGCGCCCAUCUUCUGCUGCAAAAUGUGAAACGCCUCCCGACACAAAGCGGCCGAGGCCACAUGUCGCUUCAGCCGCCGAUAGGGGCCCUUCUCCUCCUGCCACGGCGGCGUGUUGCCUCUCGGCGAGGCGUGGGUCAUGUAGGCGUGCAGGGUCGAGGCCACUUCGGGAGGCGUCAUGCGCGGGAGCUCGCGAAGCACGAAGGGCUCGCAGGACGUGAGGAAGCCACGGUCAACCUGAAGGACGGCAGAAAGGGGCGUCUCUGUGCUUCGGCUGGUGGACAUGAAGUCACCUCGAGGUAGCCGAUGUCAUUGAGUCCCGCCAGGAGGCCCGCGAGAUCGGGUGCGGCGAAUCUGUCCAGCCGCCUGACGGUGUCCUGCAGCAGCUUCAGAAACGCGGCCUGGUUGAACAGCUUCUUCCUCAACCGGUGCCACGCCCUCGUCUGAUGCCGAUGCGGGCACUGCUCGUUGACCCGUUUCGCCAUCUGCACCACCAGGUAGUGGUAGUCGACAGGCUUCAGCUGCUCGCGCCUCUCCGUGAAGAACAGCAGGAUCUCCUCGAGCGAGCCCAGCCGCUCAAUCAGGGGCAGCAGCUUGGACAUCGCGUUGAAGUGGUUGACCCUCUGGAUGCGGUCCGCCAGCCUUGGCGCACGGCCCUCCUUUGGAUCUGUUGGCGUCGAGUGCUCGUCAACCAGCCGCGGACCGAUCUUGCGGCCUUCUUGCACCGACUCGAUGGGCGGCAGCAGGGCUGGCCGCACGUUGAGGUAGCUUCGGCAGUGCUGAUGAUGAACCAUCGAUGGGGAGGGGACGAGGGAGCAGGCAGGGCGAUGCAGGCGACGAAAAGCACGCUCCGGCAGCAUCAUGGAGAGGCGGAUCUGACUCACUGACUCAUGAUUUGUUUCCUCCAGCACCUCGCCAUCAUCUUCAGCUUCAGAGCCAUCCCCAAGGCGUCCUUUGUCG
Molecule: messenger RNA, 4255 nt
Organism: Vitrella brassicaformis
Lineage: Eukaryota; Vitrellaceae
Source: the annotation of a GenBank genome assembly